Messenger RNA from Centropristis striata (black sea bass), 1527 nucleotides. Its product is annotated as cyclin-dependent kinase 5 activator 2-like. Gene Ontology annotation, molecular function: protein kinase binding; cyclin-dependent protein serine/threonine kinase activator activity. Bases 157 to 1173 code for a protein of 338 amino acids. The transcript has 3 exons. Lineage: Eukaryota; Metazoa; Chordata; Actinopteri; Perciformes; Serranidae. Gene Ontology annotation, biological process: activation of protein kinase activity; positive regulation of cyclin-dependent protein serine/threonine kinase activity; brain development. The record is from RefSeq and is a predicted model, not a curated record. Gene Ontology annotation, cellular component: protein kinase 5 complex; cytoplasm.
GAGAGACAGGUAGGGACAGAGACAGGUAAAGACAGAGAGGGGACACACCGGGACAGACAGACUGACAGACCGACAGACAGACAGACUGAAAGACAGACAGACAGGCUUUCCUGCGCUGCUGCAGAGAGGCUCGCGCCGCUCGGUCCGGUUGUCGUCAUGGGAACGGUGCUGUCUCUGUCUCCGGGCUCGAGGAAAGCUGCGGCUCGAGGGCCGCAGAAGCUGGCGGAGCUCGCGGUGCAGAAGCCACCGGAGCCCCAGGAGGAGGAUGAGGAGGAGCAGGACGGGAAGAAGAAGAAGAAGAAGAAGCGGCACCCGGUGCUGCUGCACGCCCUCAGCUGGAAGAAACGCCUCGUGGCUGCACGAGCAAAGAGGAAGGGCGGGAAGAAGGUGAAACCCGCGGCGUCCGAGCCCGUGCACGUGCAGCGGGAGCAGGCGGCCACCGACAGCCGCCACAGAGCUCUGAAGCUCGGGCACCGACACGGACCCAUCCCGGUACCGGUACCCACCGUCCCGGAACAGAACCAGACCCAAGGCAGGCCGGACCUGAUCAUCUCACCACGGAGGGUGGUGGUGCAGGCGUCUACAGGUGAGCUCCUUCGAUGUCUUUCUGACUUUCUGUGUCAUCGUUGUGUGAAACUGAAGGAGCUGUCGUCCAAUCAGAUCGUCCUAUGGUUCAGGAAUGUUGACAGAGCACUGCUGGUUCAAGGUUGGCAGGACCAGUGCUUCAUCAGUCCUGCCAGCCUGGUCUUCGUGUACCUGCUGUGCAGGGAGGCGGUGGAUGAAGACACGUCUUCAGAGCAGGAGCUUCACGCCACCUUUCUCACCUGUCUGUACCUGGGCUACUCCUACCUGGGCAACGAGAUCUCGUACCCGCUGAAACCUUUCCUAGUGGAGUCCAGCCGUGAUGCAUUCUGGGAUCGAGCGCUGGAGCUCAUCGAGCGUCUGAGCGCCGACAUGCUGCGGAUCAACGCCGACCCGCACUUCUUCACCGAGGUGUUUCAGGACCUGAAGAACCAGGGAGGAGCGAGGCAGAGAGAGAAAGAGAAAGAGGGGGAGAAAGAGAGGCAAAGGGUGGAGGAGGAGAGACAGAAAUCAAAAGAGAAGAAGGAAAGAGAGAAAGAGGAGGAGAAGGAGAAUGAGGGAGGAAACAAAGUUGAUGAUGUGGAUCGUUAAGAAAACAAAAGAGAGAGAGGAGACGGCAGUAUUUGUUAAUCAGACUCACCCAGCAGCAGACGACCGCUGAGGUCUGAAUGUAAUCCACGGCAGCCGACAUACAGUCGGACAUCUGAUGAGCAGUCAGCUCGAUCGUGACCUUUGACCUCCUACUGAAGAGAGACUGAAACGUGGACACUAGCUCACUUUAACUGCAUGCCGUCAAUCAAAACCAACAGUAUCUUCUGAUUGUACCAUUGUGGAUGUAGAUGGCAACCUUGCAUAUGAUCUCCUAUGAAGGACGAAAAAUUAUUAAAGUAGAAAUAAAUAUAUAUAAAAAAUAAAUAAAAAUAUAUAUAAAUAAAUGCCAAAAAA